Molecule: messenger RNA, 2542 nt
Organism: Zeugodacus cucurbitae (melon fly)
Lineage: Eukaryota; Metazoa; Arthropoda; Insecta; Diptera; Tephritidae
Product: kelch-like protein 5
Exons: 8
Coding region: 532-2472 (646 amino acids)
Molecular function (GO): protein binding
Source: RefSeq, a predicted model, not a curated record
UAUUUUUCCAAUUGGUCGUAUUUUGAGCUGGUUUUCGCAUUUCAUUCGCCAUUUCCAUCUUCAUACAUUAUUCUUGCAACAAAUGCAAUUAAAAAACUUAAGUCCAUAUUUAUGGAAGCAGGAGUAACAGUUUCAAUAUGUUUAGUUGCCUCCGAAGCAACGCACGUCCAAAAUAAAUACGCGCAACAAAGAGGUGGACCGUUUAUUUGAUCAACUCCAACGCUUUGUUAAGUGCAUUUAAUUGGCAAUAAACGAAUCGUUGUCAUUCCGCUGCUGCAGUUCAAAGUGUUGGUGCUCAUUUUUUGUUUACCCUACUGGAGUGCAAUCGGAAUAAAGUACAUAAUAAAAUUAAAAGCGCAAAUUCAAAUAAUUCGUAAAAUCGAGAAACAACUAAUUUAUUAAGCACAAUUUUUGCAUUUAUAACUUCAACGCAAUUAGUUGCUGACGAUAAAUAAACUACUAUUUAAUAACAAACAAACACACAUACGGAUAUACAAUAGUUUUGCACUAAAAAACUACAACGUCGCCAUUAUGUCUACGAACAAAGAUAGCCCCAGUCGUGAUUCGAUGACAUCCUCUUCAGCGCCCAUAUCGCUGCUGGCCGAUGGAGAUUCGCUAACCCGUGACUAUAGUUUAGGCAGCCUUACAUCUGCUGUAAGUCAAGAUGAAUUUUUCCGUUGUCGUGAUCAUGCGGAAAGUGUAUUGAAGCGCUUGCAGUUAUAUUUGGAUAGUCAUCAGCUUUGCGAUGUAGUAUUAAUUGCUGGAAUCGACGGCAAGCGUGUGCCUGCGCAUCGUGUAGUGUUAUCGGCAUCCAGCGCCUACUUUGCCGCCAUGUUCACUGGUUCCUUGCGUGAGACCAAAGAGCAGGAAGUCACGCUUGGCGAGGUGCAUGGCGAUGCAUUACAAAUACUAAUACAAUACUGUUAUACGGGUUAUAUUGAGCUGCGCGAAGAUACUGUCGAAACGCUGCUAGCCACUGCCUGUCUGCUACAGCUGAACGCUGUGGUCACUGCCUGCUGCAACUUCCUUGCGCGUCAAUUGCAUCCAUCAAACUGCCUGGGCUUUGCCUUCUUCGCGGAACGUCAAAGCUGCACAACGCUACUACGGCUAGCCAAAUCGUACACAUGCCAGCAUUUCAUGCAGGUUUGCAAAAAUCAAGAAUUUCUGCAACUCGACUCCGAGCAGCUGGGUAAGCUUAUCUCCAGCGAUGAUCUCAAUGUGCCCACCGAGGAGGAUGUAGUGCACAGUCUCAAGAUGUGGGUGCAACAUGAUGCCGCCAGUCGUGAGAAACACAUACCCGAGCUGCUGGCGUUAGUGCGUUUGCCCUUGCUGAAACCCUCCUUCAUAAUGGAUCAUGUUGAGACGCUGUGCAGUUCGAAUGAAUGUCAACAGCUUGUAAUGGAGGCGCUUAAAUGGCAUUUACUGCCCGAACGCCGCAAUCUGUUGGCUUUAAUAGCUUCGGAGCGCACAAAACCGCGGAAGUCCACAGUAGGUCGCUUGCUGGCUGUGGGUGGCAUGGAUGCGCACAAGGGCGCUAUAAGUAUUGAAAGCUACUGUCCGUAUGGUGACAAGUGGUCCGUGUGGAAGAAUAUGUCCGCACGUCGUUUACAAUUCGGUGUUGCUGUGAUGGAUGAUAAGUUAGUGAUAGUGGGCGGUCGUGAUGGCUUAAAAACGCUCAAUACAGUAGAGAGUUUAGACUUGAAUACCAUGGUAUGGACCGCGCUCAAUCCCAUGGGCACACAUCGUCAUGGUUUGGGUGUGGCCGUGUUGGAGGGGCCACUCUAUGCGGUUGGUGGACAUGAUGGCUGGAGCUAUUUGUCGACUGUUGAACGUUGGGACCCGAGUACACGUACCUGGAGUUAUGUGGCUUCCAUGUCUUCCAUGCGUUCCACCGCUGGCGUGGCAGUGCUUGGUGGCCGUUUGUAUGUGGUGGGCGGUCGCGAUGGUUCGGUAUGCCAUCGCUCCAUCGAAUGUUACGAUCCGCACACCAAUAAAUGGACAAUGCGCGCACCGAUGAAUAAACGACGCGGUGGCGUGGGCGUUGCCGUCGCAAAUGGCUUCCUAUACGCGCUGGGUGGGCACGAUUGUCCUGCGAGCAAUCCGUCUGUCUGUCGCACUGACACAGUGGAGCGUUACGAUCCCGCAACAGAUUCCUGGACUUUGAUCUGUUCGCUUAAUGUCGGACGCGAUGCUAUCGGCUGCGCUUUGUUGGGCGAUCGUCUGAUGGCAAUUGGCGGUUAUGAUGGCAAUCACUAUUUAAAAACCGUUGAAGUCUACAAUGCAGAGACAAAUGAGUGGACGCAGGCUGCACCGUUGACAUACAGUCGCGCUGGCGCAUGCGUUGUGGCAAUACCAAAUAUUAUACCGCCAACACCACCGUUACCCAGCGCAACAAAGAAAUGGAAACCGGUCAGAUUGAAUCCGAUGUGUUACAGACGCACCGUUGAGUUUGUCGAUUAUUACAAUCUUUAAGCAACUGCAUACAUACAUACAUACAUACAUACAUGAAUACAACAAAUACAUUUUUUUAAACAUAUUUUUU